CAGUUGCUGGUCACGUGACGUCGAAGACCGCCCGAGGCUGGCGCGACGCGGGCUGGGGCCAUCGGCCACGCCCCCCGCCUCUCAAUAGAAUGCGUCUAUUCUAUUGACGUUGAGGGCUGCAAACGGUUGCGCAGCAUCUGUGGUCGUCGUCCUCUUCGCCGCGCGCUGACCGAGUGAAGUGCCUCGCCCCAUGGCGACCGGGCGGCCUUUCCAGCUGGUGGUCUUUGGAGCCUCGGGCUUCACGGGACAGUUCGUGGUCGAAGAGAUCGCCCGGGUAGCUGCCGAGGAUGAGCUGCGCGGCUCGCUGCGCUGGGCCGUGGCCGGCAGGAACCGGGAAAAGCUGCAGGCUGUGGUCGAAAAAGCGGCCGGGAAACUGGGGAAGGCAGAGCUGAAGCCAGAAGUUGGCAUAAUAUUGUGUGAUGUCAGUGAUCCAUCCUCACUUGAUAAUAUGGCUAAACAAACUGCUAUUGUUCUGAACUGUGUAGGCCCAUACAACUUAUUUGGAGAGCCUGUGGUGAAAGCUUGCGUUGAGAAUGGUACAAACUGUGUCGACAUUAGCGGAGAACCUCAGUUCCUGGAAGGAAUGUAUUUGAAUUAUAAUGACAAAGCUGCAGAAAAAGGAGCAUAUAUUAUUGGGAGCUGUGGCUUCGACUCUAUCCCAGCAGAUAUGGGAAUAUUGUACACCAGAAACAACUUGAAAGGUACCUUAACUGCAGUUGAAAGUUUUGUGACAGUAAAAUCCGGCCCAGAGGGUGCCUCCAUUCAUGAUGGGACCUGGAAAUCAGUUGUGCACGGUCUUGCAGAUCAAGAUAAUCUGAAGAAAAUUCGAAGGCAAAUAGGACACAAACCCCUUCCAGUGAUUGGAGCAAAACUUAGAAGAAGAGGUGCAGUGUUUUACAGUAACGAGCUUAAACAGUAUUCCAUUCCAUUCAUGGGAUCAGAUGCCUCUGUAGUAAAAAGAACUCAGCGCUAUUUGCACACCCACCUGAAUGAAAUGCCUGUGCAAUACGCUGCUUACGCAACUGUGGGUGGUAUUGGAUCUGUCAUUAAGCUAAUGUUUGCUGGCCUUUUAUUUUUAAUGCUUGUGAAGUUCAACUUCGGAAGAAAGCUCCUGAUAAAAUAUCCUGAAUUUUUUUCUGGAGGAUAUUUUACAAAGGAAGGACCAACAGAAAAACAGAUGAAAGGGUCAUCCUUUCAAAUGACAUUUUUUGGUGAGGGAUACAGCACAGGCCAAGAUCCACAGCAAGGCAAACCAAAUGUUAAAAUCUGCACCCAAGUGAAGGGACCAGAGGCUGGCUAUGUUGCUACACCCAUAGCAAUGGUUCAGGCAGCUGUGGCACUUCUGAAGGACAAAAGUUCUCUUCCUAAAAAAGGUGGUGUUUAUUCUCCUGGAGCUGCAUUCUUUAAUACAAAACUUAUUGACAGACUCAACCAGCAUGGAAUUGAGUUUUCUGUAAUUAGCAAGCCUGAAGCCUAAAAUGAGAAAAAACAUUCUGAAGGACUGGGGGACUAACACAUAUUUGUAUGGUACUUGUAUACCAAAAGAGAUCAAUUAAGAAUAUUUAAUAAAUAAUUGCAAAUUGUAUUGUAUGUAAUGUGAAACCUGUUUCAUAUUGUUGCUUGAAAUGGGUGGAAGGAAGAUUGAACUUUCACUACUGGAAAUAUGUCUACAUGCAUUGUAACACAGCAGUUAAAUGAAAAGAAUACUGUAUGAAUUAAUAAUCCUAGAACCAUAGUGCUUUUUGGAAUCAAAGGCUUGAAGUUAACAGAUUCAUCCAAUGUAACUAGUUGUGUUAAUUUUUAAAAACUAAUGGAUGACUAAAGUAGUAUUUUUGUUUGGAAUUGUGAAAGUUGUGGCUGAUUUUACUAUACAAUCUGUGCCUUUCACUGAUUAACUAAUGCUAGCUUCAGUGUUCUGGUAAGUUGUGUGUAGCAGUCUUUCACACACAGAUCUCCCUAUUCAUCUUUACUUAGUCAUGACCAAGGCUGUAAGCUGCAUAAAUAUUUACCUGCGAGUAAGCCCCAUUGGCCACUGAGACUUGCUGCAGCUCAUGUACAUAUUUGGUAAAAAGAUGUCUGUUGCAACCAAUGGAACAAAUUACUUAGGUUUAAGUUAGGCCUGGUGGGAUCUAGUUGCAGUUAACUGAGCUCUGUGUAGGGGAGAGUAGUUAGCUUGUUGUUUGACACUAGUAGCUUUGCAACAUAACUGAACAGUUAACUUUCCUUUCCUAUGGAAACAACCCCAAGCCAGAAGGAAGAUUUCUAGCAGCCGUUAUGUCCUUUGGUUCUUAUUUUUCAAUGUAAUAAAAGAGAGUUAUAAAUCUA
Molecule: messenger RNA, 2325 nt
Organism: Rhineura floridana
Lineage: Eukaryota; Metazoa; Chordata; Lepidosauria; Squamata; Rhineuridae
Gene: SCCPDH
Product: saccharopine dehydrogenase (putative)
Exons: 12
Coding region: 191-1477 (428 amino acids)
Biological process (GO): glycolipid biosynthetic process
Cellular component (GO): plasma membrane; mitochondrion; lipid droplet
Source: RefSeq, a predicted model, not a curated record